Molecule: messenger RNA, 1185 nt
Organism: Neohortaea acidophila
Lineage: Eukaryota; Fungi; Ascomycota; Dothideomycetes; Mycosphaerellales; Teratosphaeriaceae
Product: TatD family
Exons: 2
Coding region: 1-1185 (394 amino acids)
Molecular function (GO): hydrolase activity, acting on ester bonds
Source: RefSeq, a predicted model, not a curated record
AUGGAUCCUUCCAACAGCGAUGCAGACUUCCCAUGGCACUUGGGUAUCUUCGACGCCCAUUGCCACCCCACCGACACCCUGUCCAAUCUCCCGUUAAUCCCCAGCAUGCGCGCCAAAGUACUAACCGUCAUGGCCACUCGCGCCCAAGAUCAGCAGCUCGUCGCUCAAGCGGCCAACGACAUGGGGGUGACGGAAGAAGAUGUGGCUAGUGAGGACAUGGAUUGGAGGCAAAGCCACAAAAUCAUCCCCUCCUUCGGCUGGCACCCGUGGUUCUCACAUCAAAUGUUCGACGAAGCCGACUACGACGGCGCAACAUCCCUCUCCCUCGACCAAAAAGUGGCUCACUAUGAAAGCGUGUUAACUCCCACGCCCACCUCCCCGGACUUCCUCCGCGCUCUCCCCCAGCCACAACCCUUUGGUCACUUCGUCUCGCAAACACGCACCCACCUCCAGCAAUACCCUCUCGCCCUCGUCGGCGAAGUGGGCCUCGACCGCUCCUUUCGCAUCCCCGAGGCCUGGCUACCCCAAGAACUCGAGCAGCGCGAUGAUGCCCUCACCCCCGGUGGUCGGGAAGGUAGGAAGCUGAGUCCGUACCGGGUGAGCAUGGAGCAUCAAAAGAAGGUGCUGACCGCGCAACUGCACCUCGCCGGCGAAACGCAGCGCGCCGUCUCCAUGCAUGGCGUGCAGGCCCACGGGGUGGUCUUUGAAACCCUGGCGGCCACGUGGAAAGGACAUGAACGGCAUGUCCCCAGUAAAAGGGAGAAGAAGUUGCAGGAAGCUGCCGCCAAACGAUCCGCCGAGCCCGCAGAGGAGAAGGUAGAAAGUCCCUCUCCUACUCCCAAGCCGUAUCCACCCCGCGUAUGUCUACACUCCUACUCCGGGCCGGCCGAAGCGGUGAAGCAGUACGUCGCCCCGUCAGUGCCUUGCGACGUCUUCUUCAGUUUCAGCACGACCAUCAACGCCUGGUCGGACUCUGCCGAAGAUGGCAAGGUGGAGGCGGCCGUCCGCGCAGUGCCUGAUAAUAGAGUGCUGGUGGAGAGUGACAUGCACAUUGCAGGCGAUGAAAUGGACCAUCAGCUCGAACAGGCGGUACGCAAGAUUUGUCAAGUUAAGCAAUGGCCGCUCGAGGAGGGAGUGAAGCAGCUUCGAUCAAAUUGGAGGAGAUUCGUAUUUGGUAGGGAGUGA